UCAACAGCCUUUGCAUCCACAGCCAUCAGCUCUCUCCCGGGAGCUGCCUCCCAGUGCCAGUGGCAGCAGAAGAGCUCUGGCAGCCCAGCAAGCACUGGGAGGAGGCAGCAUCUUGCAGAGAUCUAGAGAAGGAGACUCAGUCUCCUCAACGUUUCUCAAGCCAUCUGUUCGGCGUGGUACCAAGGACUAUCCAAGUACGCAGACAGAGGGAUCUGAGAGAGGCGUGCGCCUGCCACACACCACAGCCCAGGGAUGAGUGAGAACCCACCCACCAACCUCAACGCUGGAGAUGCUCCAGCUGGUCCCACCACACCACGCAAGGGGCCUCCCAAGUUCAAGCAAAGACAGACAAGGCAGUUCAAGAGCAAGCCCCCUAAAAAAGGAGUAAAAGGGUUUGGAGAUGACAUCCCAGGCAUGGAGGGACUGGGCACAGAUAUCACAGUGAUUUGCCCAUGGGAAGCUUUCAGCCAUCUGGAACUGCACGAGCUGGCCCAAUUUGGGAUCAUCUAAGGUGCCAGCAUCUCUACUGGUGUCACCUGGUGACUCCACAGAUCCCAUCAUGGUCUUCAUCACCUUUGACACUUAUUUUUGGCCCUUACAUCCACCUGCUCACAGGCAGGGUGGUUUUGUAAGAGCUAGUUAUGAGAAAGUCCUUUGCAGAUUAAUUUGGCAAAGAAGUUAGUUGGGACCCUGAACAGACCUCAUGCUCCAUGUGGUGAAACUACUGAAAAAUGUCUUAAUGCCUCCCUGAACCAUAUCCUGUCUUCUCCCACUGUCGUUGCUCUUCAGGUUUAUGGAGAUAGAGGGAGGCUCUAUUUGAACUUUUCCCCUGGUUA
Molecule: messenger RNA, 836 nt
Organism: Haliaeetus leucocephalus (bald eagle)
Lineage: Eukaryota; Metazoa; Chordata; Aves; Accipitriformes; Accipitridae
Gene: PDE6H
Product: phosphodiesterase 6H, cGMP-specific, cone, gamma
Exons: 4
Coding region: 253-510 (85 amino acids)
Biological process (GO): visual perception; positive regulation of epidermal growth factor receptor signaling pathway; positive regulation of G protein-coupled receptor signaling pathway
Cellular component (GO): photoreceptor outer segment membrane
Molecular function (GO): cGMP binding; 3',5'-cyclic-nucleotide phosphodiesterase activity
Source: RefSeq, a predicted model, not a curated record